AUGCUAGAACAGUACGCUGUAGCUCGGCAUGAAGGAGGGCGGAGUUGGCAAGCAGGCAAGCAGGCAGGAAAAGAACCUGACAUGGACCCUGAAGCCAUGAUGCUCCCUGAGGCCGAUCUUGAUAUGAUGAUCAACGCCUUUUCUGCUGUUCCCCUCGACCUUGAUGCACAUAAAGAUGCAGAAAAUCAUCAGCAUACGUUACCGCAUAUGGAAGGGAAAGGUAUGGAGGGCGGGAGGUAG
Molecule: messenger RNA, 240 nt
Organism: Nannizzia gypsea CBS 118893
Lineage: Eukaryota; Fungi; Ascomycota; Eurotiomycetes; Onygenales; Arthrodermataceae
Exons: 2
Coding region: 1-240 (79 amino acids)
Source: RefSeq, a predicted model, not a curated record